Molecule: messenger RNA, 1425 nt
Organism: Schizosaccharomyces octosporus yFS286
Lineage: Eukaryota; Fungi; Ascomycota; Schizosaccharomycetes; Schizosaccharomycetales; Schizosaccharomycetaceae
Product: moeb/ThiF domain-containing protein
Exons: 2
Coding region: 1-1425 (474 amino acids)
Biological process (GO): cyclic threonylcarbamoyladenosine biosynthetic process
Cellular component (GO): mitochondrial outer membrane
Molecular function (GO): ubiquitin-like modifier activating enzyme activity; tRNA threonylcarbamoyladenosine dehydratase activity
Source: RefSeq, a predicted model, not a curated record
AUGUCACUCACCAAUCCAAGCUGCUACAACAAAGAUUUUAUGACUUGCACUGGGAUUUUUGCACAAAACCAGAAUGGCGGGUUGGAAGCUUCCAUCAUGGGCGAUGUCAAAAUCGUUUUGGAUCGCCGUAUCUUCGUCAGUUACUACAGCUGCUCUAAUUCUCGUGACUCAGGCAAGAGUAUCGAGCUUUCUCCGUCGGGUGCUCUUUUAGAUGAUGAAGAAAACAUACGUGAAAGUCAAAUUGAAACAGACUCGAAGAUUCCUUAUGAUGAGGAUCUAAUUCGCGAGCAGCUCGCUCGCAAUUAUGCUUUUUUUGGUGAAGAAGGUAUGGCAAACCUUCGUAACUCUUUUGUUGUAGUCGUAGGUUGUGGUGGUGUUGGUAGCUGGGCAACUGUAAUGUUGGCUCGCUCAGGUGUACAAAAGAUUCGAAUUAUCGAUUUCGACCAAGUUUCUCUUAGUAGUCUAAAUCGCCAUGCUAUUGCUAAUCUUGAGGAUGUGGGAACUCCAAAAACAUUGGCUUUAAAGCGGGCCAUUAAACGUUUUGCCCCAUGGGUUGAAAUCGAGGCUUGUAAUACAUUGUUCAACCCUGAGUCCGCUGAUGAGCUUCUUUCCGGAAGUCCAUCCUUUGUUAUUGAUGCUAUUGACAACAUUCAAACGAAAGUUGAUUUAUUGGCUUAUUGCUACUAUAACCAGAUUCAAGUCAUUGCUUCUACCGGUUCGUCUUGUAAAUCCGAUCCCACUCGUAUGAAUAUUGCUGAUAUUUCCGCUACUUCUGAAGACCCCUUGUCUCGUGCUACUCGCAGAAGGUUAAGACUGAAAGGUGUUAUGGAAGGGAUCCCUGUUGCGUUUUCUUCUGAAAAACCAGAUCCUCGUAAAGCUACCCUGUUGCCCUUAGCUGAAGAAGAGUUUGAGAAGGGAGAUGUCGAUCAAUUAAGUGCUUUGCCAGAAUUUCGCACUCGUAUCCUUCCAGUAAUCGGACCCAUGCCUGGUAUUUUUGGUCUUACUCUUGCUACUCAUGUAUUAACUCGAAUUGCAAAAUAUCCUAUGGACCCUAUUUCCACUCAAGUUCGUCCUCGUCUUUAUGAAGAAGCCGUAAAGCGUCUGCAUGCUGAAGCAAGAAAUGCAAAUGUACGCUUAGAUAAAACUUUUAACGCUUCCGAAAUGUCUUAUAUUAUUGAAGAAGUAUACUGCGGUCGAAGCGCCCUUCUUCCCCAUGAAACUCAAAAAGUAAGCGUGGUGCGAUGGAAUCCUCACUUACCUUUCGAUCAUACAAAUCUUGUAGCUAUGACAAGGGACGAAGCACGUAAGCACGAGACUACUGUUUUGGACGCUCAGGUCGAUCCCUCUACCGUCUAUCCUAAAGAGGUUAUCGACGUUGUAAAUAAGUUCCUACACCGUUUGAAAGUUUGGAAGAUGCUUUAUUAA